Molecule: messenger RNA, 1209 nt
Organism: Batrachochytrium dendrobatidis JAM81
Lineage: Eukaryota; Fungi; Chytridiomycota; Chytridiomycetes; Rhizophydiales
Exons: 3
Coding region: 1-1209 (402 amino acids)
Source: RefSeq, a predicted model, not a curated record
AUGCCAUCCAUGAAUGGAUUCACAGUCAUUCUGGUUGAUGCGAAUCAAUUGCCUAUUCCAGAAACCAUUGUUCAUUCAAGCAACACAUUCUUAGGCGUGCGAAUCCAAACAGAAGUAGCAACUUCACCCUGUGCUGUUAAAUCCCAAUCAAUUGUUCAAUCAUCUACCUUGUCAAAAAAUCAGCUACCCUAUUGUUUUUCGAUUCGCAUUGACAAUACUGGUAUUGAUCCAUCAUUGUUUGAGCGUGGCCCGGAAAUUAUGCUUGGGUGUAAAAAGGGAAACAGAAGCAGCAAGAAAGAAUGUAGUUUACAGUUGGAACACGAUAGGCAACCGGUAUUACGGGUAUGUGUCGUUGUGAUUGUAAAUGGCCGGUUGGUAUUUGCUCAUACUCUCCGAUCGCGUCAUGAAUCCUUUGAUAUUACUGGGUGUCGAACCAAGUUUGGUGUUGUUUCUCCCCUAAUAUUUAGUGGUGAAAAUGAUUUGAAAGAUGAAGGAUACACUACAAAAGUAUCUGUGGAAUUAUGGCAUUGCAAGGCUCAAUGUGUCGAUCAAGGCUAUUCUUUAUGGGACGAUACAGUACCAUGCGAUCCCAAAGCUACAUUUCUUGCCAAUGAGCUAUACUCCAGACUCGAUACAAAGAAUGACGGUUCAAAUGUCUUGUCGCUCGAGUGCAAGCGGCUUGGUCCUCAUCCGCUUCUUUCUUUCGACAUUCGCGGUGCAUCAACAUUUAGAUCGGAUUUUGCCAUUGACAGCUGGCAUCCGCUGUCAUGUGUUCCGUUACCGCGAUGGACACAGUCUGCGUCCGUGUCAUGUCCUAUGACACCACCUCGCGAUCAUUGUCCACAGCAGAUGGAGUUACCUCACCAAAUCCAAGGUGUCUGCAGUGCUAUAUCUCAACUUGCUACAUUAGAAUUAUCAUCAAAACAUCAUUAUCAACAACAAACUCCACCUCGGUUUGCCUGUAAACCUUUGGAUUCAAUUCUCCAUACAUCUUCAUCACCUCUCCAACUCCAAAAAAAAAGCAUCCCGAAUCAUCGCCGCUAUGUGUUCCAAGAACCAACUGUAAUGGUCAUGAGUCAAUCUCUUCGUACCAACACGAAUCAACCCGAUUUGAUGCGAUCGGUUUGUUAUGCUGAUACAAUCGACAAACAUCGACAUCUUGUGCUUCCACCCAUUAACAGGUUGGCUAUUCCUGUCAAAACACCUUGA